Nicotiana attenuata is the source of this 1333-nucleotide messenger RNA. Its product is annotated as vesicle-associated protein 1-2. The coding region runs from base 267 to 968 and encodes 233 amino acids. The transcript has 8 exons. Gene Ontology annotation, biological process: endoplasmic reticulum membrane organization. Gene Ontology annotation, cellular component: plasma membrane; endoplasmic reticulum membrane. The record is from RefSeq and is a predicted model, not a curated record. NCBI's taxonomy places the organism in Eukaryota, Viridiplantae, Streptophyta, Magnoliopsida, Solanales, Solanaceae.
AAAGACACUGUCCCACGUUUCUUUCCUACUUGGCAUCACUCUCCCCACUCUCUCUAUUUCUCCCUCCUUUUCUCUGUCUCUCUCCAUAAUCCUAAAUAAAAUUCCCAAUUUUUGUAAAAACCCAAUCAUUUCUCUUCACCUCGAGAUCCUCGCCGCUAAACAACUUCCAAAUCCCACCUCCGUCGCCGGAAACCGUCCGAAUCCGUCCUUAAAAUAGAAUCUCCGGCAGAUACCUAAAAUAUUAUAUAGAGAAGAUCGCUGUCGAAAUGAGUAACGGAGAGCUACUUCAAAUCGAACCUAUUGAGCUUCAGUUUCCCUUCGAAUUGAAGAAGCAGAUCUCAUGCUCCUUGCAAUUGACCAACAAAUCCGAUAACUAUGUUGCCUUCAAGGUGAAGACGACGAAUCCAAAGAAGUACUGUGUAAGGCCUAACACUGGAAUUGUGAUGCCUCACUCUACCUGUGAUGUCACAGUUACAAUGCAAGCACAAAAAGAGGCACCACCAGACAUGCAAUGCAAGGAUAAGUUCCUGCUUCAAAGUGUCGUGGCAGGCCCUGGAACUACGCCUACGGAUAUUACUCCAGAAAUGUUCAACAAGGAGUCAGGGAAUCAUGUUGACGAGUGCAAGUUGAGAGUGGCUUAUGUUCCACCUCAACCACCAUCACCUGUGCGGGAGGGGUCUGAGGAAGGUUCCUCACCUAGAGCUUCUAUAUCUGAAAAUGGAGCUGAGUUCCACAAUGCUUCAAGGACAUAUGCUGAGCCACAGGACAACUCAUCAGAGGCAAAAACACUAAUUUUGAAGCUGACAGAGGAGAAAAAUUCUGCAAUGCAGCGAAGUAACAAGCUUCAGCAAGAACUGGAGUUCUUGAAGCGUGAAAGCAGCAGAAGUCGUGGCGGAAUCCCAUUUAUGUAUGUUGUUAUUGUUGGACUGCUUGGGAUCUUUCUUGGCUAUCUUCUCAAGAAGACAUGAUCACUAAGAGGUUGCUGCUGUAUCGUCAGUGCCCCAAGUGUUAAAAAUUAUAGAACCUUGAAGAAAAAGGUGACUAAUCCAGUAAAGCUUUGUAUCAUUAGUUGUCUGGUUGACUGAAAUGUACAAGACAGGUUUUAAUCUGUUUCUGUAAUGUGAGCUCAAGAGCUUCAUCGUGUGACUAACUGCAUUUGACAUCCUUUGCCUACAUGUGGAGGAGACAAUUUAGUUUGCCAAUUAAGCAUACCUCCUGAUUAUGGUCUGUUCACUGAUAGUCUUUAGAGUUGAUGUGAUCUUAUUGGUAUGGACAGACGGUUUUGAUUUACUUAGACUAGUUUUACAUUUAUAGUUACAACCUUAUUUCUUUA